Molecule: messenger RNA, 218 nt
Organism: Closterium sp. Naga37s-1
Lineage: Eukaryota; Viridiplantae; Streptophyta; Zygnematophyceae; Desmidiales; Closteriaceae
Source: the annotation of a GenBank genome assembly
AUGCCCCCCGCGCUCAACCGGUCGUCGUCGGCAGCGGCAGCGGCGGCGAACGCCAAGAUGUAUUCGGCGCAGGGGCCGCACGUGGUGGGGCUGGACGAGAUCGAGGCGCUCAAGGCGUCGGCCAACAACCUCUUCGUCGAGGGCAAGUUCGGCCAGGCCAUCAUCGGUGAGUGCCGCGCCAGGCCAUCAUCGGUGAGUGCCGCGGCAGGCCAUCAUCG